Molecule: messenger RNA, 2261 nt
Organism: Lates calcarifer (barramundi perch)
Lineage: Eukaryota; Metazoa; Chordata; Actinopteri; Centropomidae
Exons: 7
Coding region: 909-1766 (285 amino acids)
Biological process (GO): positive regulation of ERK1 and ERK2 cascade; interleukin-15-mediated signaling pathway; T cell activation
Cellular component (GO): membrane raft; external side of plasma membrane
Molecular function (GO): MHC class II protein binding; protein tyrosine kinase binding
Source: RefSeq, a predicted model, not a curated record
GACUCCACAACGACUUCUGUCUCAUAUCUACUUAAAAGCUUUCCCUUCACAUUUGUCUGUCUGACUGCUCUGCUGUCCAACUGAAAAAAUAAGCACCCAAUAAAAUAUGUUUAAGAAUACUACUCACUCUUUUUAAAGUACACAAAGUGAGCUUUAAGACAAGACUGAGAGUCUACAGUUGAGCCCAGAAUUGCUCAGGCCAGCACCUUGCAUGGUAGCUUACUUCAGUUUGUAUGUUAAUGAAUGGAUGAACUGUACAGCACUCUGAAUAAAAGCACUAUAAAAAUGCAGCCAUUUACCAUGCACACCAUCUCAGUUUAGCAUGUAAGCAUGCUAAUGCUAACUGUCAUUUAAUUACUGUGUUCUCUAUCACAGGGGCCGACAGAGACAAACAACCUCUCAUGCACAUAUUCACACCUGUGGGCAAUUAAGAGUAAUUAGCAUAACUCUCAGAAACAGGAUUUAGUCUGUGGUCACAUCUUCUUCUGCAAAGGAAACAGAAAAGGGAAAUGACAGAUGCAAAAUUAUGAACAUACUGCAAGUUUAAUCCUGCAAGUCACUUCCUGUACAUCUUUCAGCAUAACAUAGGAAACAAAGAAGAAACACACAUACUGACAUGUUUUUAAAGCUUAAUACCAGUUGAUCCUGAUACUGGUCCGAUAUUAUGUUUUGUUUUGUUUAGCUGAGUUUUAUUUUUUAUGUUUUCAUGGUGUUUUUGACUAAAUCUUUUAAUUUGGCCGCCUUCACUCAAAUACACUUCCUCUCACACUGACAGAAACAUAAACUCUAAGUUAAGUAACAAUGGGGAAGUGACAUCUUCAUUUCACGACAUUUUCUAUUUGAGGGAACAUUAGUGCCCUAGACACUGAUAGAGAGAGAGCAGAAAGUCUGGUUUUAACUGGAUUAACAUGGCAUUAUCUGUGAUGCUGCUGCUUCACCUCACAGUUGUAACUGGACAAUACUCAUCUUUCCGUGUCAGAGAUGGGGAUGAAGUCACUUUGCCUUGUGAAAAUCUGACAUACAGCCAGAGGGACUGUGGAAAUACACAGUGGACACUCAGUGGUCAAAUAAACACAGCAGAAGUCAAGCUCGUCACAUUUGGGAAGAUCCACGAAGAAUCCAAAUCUAAAUCAGACAGACUGAGUCUCACAGAGAACUGUUCUCUGGUUAUAAAGAAGGUCACAGCUGAGGAUGCUGGGAAAUACACCUGCAGACAGUUUGACAGAUCAGGACAACAACAAGGUCCAGAUGCUCAGGUUUUUCUGUUUCUUGUUACCAAGACUGAACAGAAGAACAGAGAUCAGGUGACAUUAAACUGUUCUGUGUCGACAUAUGGAUGGUGCAACCACAGAGUGAAGUGGCUGAUCGAGGACAAAGAUAUCAGAGAUAUGAAGACAUCACAGGUUUACUGCUCAGCCACUGUGUCCAUUUUGACUUCUCAUUACAAUUACACAUCAAGGUCUGGAUUAUUUAAGUGUGAAAUGACCGAUACUCACUCUGGAAAGGUGCAGCAGUUCACCUUCAGCCAUCAGUCCUCAGCAGCACCUGCAGAUGAAGAAGUGGCAAAACCGCAAGGUUGGCAGAGGUUCAUCAUCGUGUCUGUGGGGUUGGCAGCGCUAUUAAUAAUCGUUGUGGCAGUUAAUAUAUGGGCGAAAACUAAAGGAACCAAAACACAGAUGGAUGAAAACAAUCUGCACAAUACUGAGGGUGAUACUACAGUGAACUAUGAAAACAUGAAUGAUCUUUAUGCCUCUGUCAGAUUCUGACAUGGAGCAAAAUGGACUGCAUAGUUGUGACACUUUCCUUCAAAUCUCACUCUGAGUGCUUUAACCAGACAACAGCCAAGUUGCAUUUUAUAAUGUUUGUCAUUUUUACUGGUGAAAGUGUCAGCAGCAGGUAAAAAUAAGAAGCUGUGAAUUGAAUAUUUAACCGUUAACACUGAUUUCAGCAAAUAUGACAGGAAGAGGACAGUUAAAGAUUCAACUACAAGAUGAAUUUUAUUUGCAUAUGUAAGUGAAAUUAAUCCUAAAGGCAUUUUAUGAUGAAUGGACGAAGACCUUGCAACUUGUGUUUCUGAAUUUCUGUAACUGUAUGAGAACACAACUCUUUAAAGAUAUAAGCUUGGCAAAAUAUCAGCGUACAGCUUUAGCGAUCAACCUCUCUAAACCUGUAAAAUAAAUCUGCGUGAGAAAUUUAAGAUUGUAAAUGUGUAGAAAAGAUUUGUAUAUGUAAAAAAUUAAAUAAAAUCUGUGAACUAAUGA